This is a messenger RNA of Fukomys damarensis (Damara mole-rat), 2787 nucleotides long. It is a transcript of the gene Map7d1, whose product is annotated as MAP7 domain containing 1. The transcript is spliced from 16 exons. The record is from RefSeq and is a predicted model, not a curated record. Gene Ontology annotation, biological process: microtubule cytoskeleton organization. Gene Ontology annotation, cellular component: microtubule cytoskeleton. Lineage: Eukaryota; Metazoa; Chordata; Mammalia; Rodentia; Bathyergidae. The coding region runs from base 201 to 2624 and encodes 807 amino acids.
CCUGACACUUUGCUCUCACUCAGUAGCAUCUGUGACUGUCUCCAUGUGCUGGAUGAUGUGGCUCCUUGUGAGGCAGUGGUGAGCAGAGCAGACAAGGCCUUCCAGUGCUGCCCCAGUUUAGGAGGAGGAAAGAACCACAUGAGGAAGCUGUAACAGUGACCAAGCUUCAAACAAACCACGUGACACCAUAACCAUAUGUAAUGAAGAAAUUCAUCCUGAUCGCAGAAGCCAGGAAAGGCCUCCUGAGGAAAGGACAGCUAAACGAAGACCUAAAGGCCAUGGCUGCCAGGAUCCCCACAGAGCCAAGACCUUCUCCAGAAGGUGACCCUUCCCCACCACCACCACCGAUGUCAUCCCUGGUCCCUGACACUCCUCCAGACACCCCUCCUGCCAUGAAGAAUGCCACUAGCCCUAAGCAGCUCCCACUGGAACCAGAGAGCUCCCCAGGGCAGGUUGAUCGCAGGCCAGCCUCCCCACCAGAGGAAUUCCUUUCAUCAGAAGCAAAGAGCCCACCAGCCACAGGCCCACAGGAUGCUAGACCUCCUCUGAGAAGCAGCGAGCCACUCCCAACAGCAGUGCCAGCCUCUGACAGCCCUCCCGCCAAGCAAGAUGUAAAGAAGCCAGGAGAGAGACAUAAGCUGGCAAAGGAGCGGCGAGAAGAGCGGGCCAAGUACCUGGCGGCCAAGAAGGCAGUGUGGCUGGAGAAGGAGGAGAAGGCCAAGGUGCUUCGUGAGAAGCAGCUCCAGGAGCGCCGGAGGCGGCUGGAGGAACAGCGUCUUAAAGCUGAGCAACGCAGAGCUGCCCUGGAGGAGCGGCAGCGGCAGAAGCUGGAGAAAAACAAGGAACGCUAUGAAGCAGCCAUCCAGCGGUCAGUGAAGAAGACCUGGGCUGAAAUCCGGCAGCAGCGCUGGUCCUGGGCAGGGGCCCUUCAUCACAGUUCUCCAGGAAAUAAGACCAGUGGGAGCAGGUGCUCCGUGUCGGCAGUAAACCUGCCCAAACACGUGGACUCUAUAAUCAACAAGCGGCUCUCAAAGUCCUCUGCCACGCUCUGGAACUCCCCCAGUAGAAAUCGCAGCUUGCAGCUGAGCGCAUGGGAGAGCAGCAUCGUGGAUCGUCUGAUGACGCCCACCCUCUCCUUCCUGGCUCGGAGUCGCAGCGCGGUCACACUGCCCCGAAACGGCCGGGACCAGGGUAGGGGCUGCGGCUCUGGGAGACGCCCCGCGAGGGGCAGGGCAGGGACCAGCCUCCCGCCCAGGCCGCAGCCCGGGUCCCAGGGUGUCCGCGCUCUGACCUCUGCUGCUCCUCCCCUUCCUCCCCGCCAGGGGCAGAAGAAAGAGAAGAAGGACAAGGAGCGAGAAAACGAGAAGGAAAAGAGUGCCCUGGCCCGGGAGCGCAGCCUCAAGAAGCGGCAGUCCUUACCUGCACCUGCUCGCCCGCGCCUUUCCUCGGGACCCGCCUCCGAGCUCAGCCCCAAAUCCAAGGCCCGCCCAUCCUCUCCCUCCAUGUCUUGGCACAGGCCUGCCUCCCCCAGCCCCAGCCCAGGGCCAAGCCACACUCUGCCUCCAAAACCACCAUCUCCUCGAGGCACCACUGCAUCGCCCAAGGGACGAGUUCGGAGAAGGGAGGGGGCAAAGGAGAGCCCCAGCAUCUUGGGGCCUGAGGACAAGAACCAGAGCAAGAGGAGGGCCAGUGAGGAGAAGGAGCCGGCAGCCCCAGCCUCACCGGCACCCUCGCCCACACCCUCACCCGGCCCAGCACAGCCCGCUGCAGAGAUCCCCGCAGGUGGGCGUGAAGAGCAAGCCGGCAGGACAGAGAAACCAGAUAUUGCUAUCCUGACCUCACCCCCAGCCCCUGCUCCCCUGGUGACCCCUAGCAAACCCAUGGCGGGCACCACAGACCGAGAAGAGGCUACUCGGCUCCUGGCUGAGAAGCGGCGCCAGGCCCGGGAGCAACGGGAGCGCGAGGAACAGGAGCGGAGGCUGCAGGCCGAAAGGGACAAGCGACUGCGGGAGGAGCAGCUGGCUCGGGAGGCAGAGGCCCGGGCAGAGCGGGAGGCCGAGGCCCGGAGGCGGGAGGAGGAAGAGGCCCGAGAGAAGACGCAAGCGGAGCAGGAGGAGCAGGAGCGGCUGCAGAAACAGAAAGAGGAGGCUGAAGCUCGAUCCCGAGAGGAAGCGGAGCGGCAGCGUCUGGAGCGGGAAAAGCACUUCCAGAAGGAGGAGCAGGAGCGGCAGGAGCGCAAAAAGCGCCUGGAGGAGAUAAUGAAGAGGACUCGGAAGUCAGAAGUUGCUGAAACCAAGAAGCAGGACAGAAAGGAGGCACAAGCCAACGAGCCCAGCCCAGACCCCGAAAGAGCUGUGGAGACUCUGCCCUCAGUGCUGCAGGAGGAGGAGCCAGCCCCCCAGGAGCCACAGUGGAGCCUGCCAAGCAAGGAGCUGCCGGGGUCCCUAGUGAAUGGCUUGCAGCCUCUCCCAGCACAUCAGGAGAACGGCUUCUCUCCCAAGGGACCCUCUGGGGACAAAAGUCUGGGCCGAACCCCAGAGGCACUCCUGCCCUUUGCAGAGGCAGAAGGCUUCCUCAAGAAAGCUGUGGUGCAGCCCCCACAAGUCACAGGUAGGGACCUCUGACUCCUGGACACAGCUUCAUCCAUCCCAGCAGCCUUCCCUGGACUCCAGCCCUACCCUUGAGUUCCACAACAGGCUUUCUCCUUGCUCCGCCCUGAAGACCCCAGAGAUCUGGGCUUGGGGCCAAGCUUCCCCUUGACUGUUUCACUGUUUCCCCUCCCCUUUC